Molecule: messenger RNA, 2421 nt
Organism: Copidosoma floridanum
Lineage: Eukaryota; Metazoa; Arthropoda; Insecta; Hymenoptera; Encyrtidae
Product: ATP-dependent RNA helicase DDX24
Molecular function (GO): nucleic acid binding; ATP binding; RNA helicase activity
Source: RefSeq, a predicted model, not a curated record
CAGACGAUCACGAUUAGUCUUGUUCUUUGUGUUCUGCAAUUUUGCGUUUUGUAUCGGAGUUCGUCGACUAAUCUCUGCUGUCGAUACGCGGGUAACUGGGUACAUAGUACAUGACAUGAGGCAUGAGGUCAAUGAGGUGUAUCAGUCAGCGUGCUCUGUGCAUAGUGCGGAUUAGGAUUCUGUUUUAUAGAGCACUAAGGACUUGAUUGUUGCAGUUAAACAGUUGUUACUUGUUACACGAAUGAUUUUUUAAGUUCAAAGGAUAAAGUACACAUAAACAAAAAAAGUUCAAGAGACUCAUUUAAGGGAAAGUGACAAUUGUACCAAAGUAAUUAAGUUUACAGUCGUAGAGCGUAUACUUGAACGUGUGCUACAAACCGUUGAACACUAACUGUAACAGAGAUUAAAAAGCUAUAACUGCAACCCUAAAGUAAGUGUCAAUCGCCAAUCUUGUCCCAUGAAGAUUAAACAUGAAGCUGAGAUGGUCACGGAGAGCGCGCGGAAUGCUGACGAAGCCUGGAGCGCCUUGGGGGUGCCUACAGUCAUAGCUAAGGCUCUACUAGAGCAAGGCUUCCGCGAGCCAACGACGAUUCAAACUCUAGCCCUGCCGCCGGCUAUCCUGGGUCGUAGGGACGUGCUAGGCGCAGCGGAGACCGGCAGUGGCAAAACCCUGGCCUUCGGCAUACCCAUACUACAUGGUAUCCUCGAACUCAAAAGAAGGGAAGGUAAGCUGGUCUCUAGUGCCAGUGGAAAAUUCAGAGAGCGGAGCUUGGACGAGCCCGAGUCUUCGAGCGAUGAGGCAGACAGAGAACAGAUGAGCGACCGCGGCAGCUCUGGUUUGCGUGAAAAAUUGCCAGAUUUGCGGAAGAGAGGAAUCGGCUUGGUCAAGGUUAUCGACAACGUCAGCAUCGAGGGGUUUGACGAUGACACCCCGAAGCCGACGAAACCCCUGUACGCUCUCAUUUUGACCCCCACCAGGGAGCUAGCCAUCCAGAUCAAAGAUCAUUUGACCAAGGCAGCAAAAUAUACGGAUAUCAAGAUUGCUGUUAUUGUUGGCGGUAUGGCAGCAGUCAAACAGGAAAGAAUACUCAGCCAUGGCCCUGAAAUCGUUAUUGCGACUCCUGGUCGACUGUGGGAACUGAUAGAUGAAGGAAAUCCUCAUCUUAGUCAAAUUAACUCCAUCCGAUUCCUUGUCAUCGACGAAACUGACAGAAUGUUAGAGAAAGGACACUUUCAGGAGCUGCACAGUAUUAUAGAAAGGGUAAAUUCUAAAGAUUCCAGUAAACGACAGACGUUUGUUUUUUCUGCCACACUGACAUUGGUGCACGAGCUUCCUGAUUAUUUGCAAAGGAAGAAAAUUCGUAACUCUAGAAGUAAAAUUUACAAAUUGACGCCUGGCCAGAAGCUUCAGAAAGUCAUUGAAAUGCUACAAAUUAAAAAUCCAAAAGUAAUUGAUGUUACCAAGGGCACUGGUACUGCCGAUAAUUUGACAGAGUGUCGCAUAGCGUGUACCAUAGAUCACAAAGAUUAUUAUUUGUAUUAUUUUUUAAAGCGACAUACUGGACGUACACUAGUUUUUUGUAACAGUAUAGGAUGUGUAAAAAGAUUAGCAACUUUAUUUGGUAUUUUGAAUUGCGAACCCUUACCUCUUCAUGCUAGCAUGCCACAAAGACAAAGGUUGAAGAAUCUUGAGAGGUUCCAAGCCAACAACAAUGGGCUAUUGAUAGCAACAGAUGUAGCUGCUAGGGGAUUAGACAUACCUAGUAUUGAGCACGUUAUACAUUACCAAGUCCCUAGAACUUCUGAGGCUUAUGUACAUAGAAGUGGUAGAACAGCGAGAGCGCAGAAAGAAGGCAUCACUGUAUUAAUGAUGGAACCUUCUGAAAAGCACCAUUAUAGCAACCUUUGCAAGACAUUGAACAGAACUGAAGAUUUGCCAACUUUUCCUGUCAUCGAUCGCUUAUUGAUUGCUGUUAAAGAACGUGUAAAUAUUGCAAGAGAAAUCGAUAAACUGGAACUGACAUGUCGUAGAGAUAAUACCAAGAAGAGCUGGUUGCAAAAGGCAGCAAAGGAAAUGGAUCUCUUACUUGAUGAUGAUGAGUUCGAUCAUCCUAUGGAAGAGAUGGAAACAGCUGAUACAAAACGACAGUUGAAAGCUAGAAGACAUCAGUUGGAAAAACUUCUGAAAAAGCCGUUUUUCCCAAAAAAUUUUUCUGGGAAAUAUUUGGAUUCCUCCUUGCAAAUAUCGCUAGAACAAAAUUCUCAUAAAGCAAUUGACAUUAUGAAACAAGCCAUCGAAGAACGUCCCUCUUUGAAGAAAAAAGUUACUACUAGUGUUUCCAAAAGAAAAAAUAUCGCAACAAGGAAGGGAUUAAGAAUGGUUAAAAAAAGACGUGAAAUAAAUUUAUAAUGAAUUUUCAA